CUGAGCCCCCGCCCAGCCCAGAAACCCCACUAGCCUGGGGCCUCAGAACAGCCACGCCACUCCCUCCUAAGAGCCCACCGCGCCACAGCUUGGAGGAAGAGCCUGCGGGGAACUGGCUGCAGGACGCUCUCUUCUUGAGUGCAGGUGCUGGCUCUGCUGUGACCAUGCCUGUGACCUUUGCCCUCCUGCUCCUCCUGGGCCAGGCCACUGCGGACCCAUGCUACGAUCCACAGGGCCGCCCCCAAUUCUGCCUCCCGCCAGUGACACAGCUGGCUGCCGUGGCGGCCUCCUGCCCUCAGGCCUGUGUCCUGUCCCCAGGAAAACACCUUGGCCCCAGGGAAACCUGCAAUGGCAGCCUGACCUUGGCCCUGGGUGGCCCCUUCCUCCUGACAUCUGUCAGCUUGCGCUUCUGCACCCCAGGACCCCCAGCCCUCAUCCUGUCUGCUGCCUGGGCCUCAGGGGGUCCCUGGAGGCUGCUGUGGCACAGACCUGCCUGGCCUGGCACCUUGGGGGGCCCUGAAAGGGUGACCUUCCACUCCACACCAGGUCCUAAGGCCACUGUGGCGGCCAGCCACCUCCGUGUAGAGUUCGGGGGCCAGGCCGGGCUAGCGGCAGCUGGGCUGAGAGGCCGCUGCCAGUGUCAUGGCCACGCUGCCCGCUGUGCCGCCCGUGCCCGGCCCCCCCGCUGCCACUGCCGCCACCAUACCACUGGCCCAGGGUGCGAAAGCUGCCGCCCGUCCCAUCGAGACUGGCCCUGGCGGCCUGCCACGCCCCGGCACCCCCACCCUUGCCUACCCUGCUCCUGCAACCAGCAUGCCCGACGCUGCCGGUUCAACUCUGAGCUGUUCAGACUGUCGGGCGGCCGGAGUGGGGGUGUUUGUGAGCGGUGCCGCCACCACACAGCCGGGCGGCACUGCCACUACUGCCAACCUGGGUUCUGGAGGGACCCUAGCCAGCCUAUCUCCAGCCGCAGGGCCUGCAGGGCCUGCCAGUGCCACCCUAUUGGGGCAACAGGAGGAACCUGCAACCAGACCAGUGGGCAGUGCACCUGCAAGUUAGGGGUCACAGGCCUGACCUGCAACCGCUGUGGCCCUGGCUACCAGCAGAGCCGUUCCCCCAGGAUGCCCUGCCAGCGAAUUCCAGAGGCAACAACCACCCUUGCCACUACUCCUGGUGCUUAUAGUUCUGACCCUCAGUGUCAAAACUACUGCAAUAUGUCGGACACCAGGGUACACAUGAGCCUUCGGAGGUACUGCCAGCAGGACCAUGUUCUCCGCGCGCAGGUGCUAGCGUCCGAGGCGGCGGGCCCAGCAUGGCAGCGGCUGGCCGUGCGCGUGCUGGCCGUUUAUAAGCAGCGGGCGCAGCCCCUGCGACGCGGCGACCAGGACGCCUGGGUGCCCCGCGCCGACCUGGCCUGCGGCUGCCUGAGCCUGCAGCCAGGCACCGACUACCUGCUGCUGAGCAGCGCAGUGAGCGACCCCGACCCCACGCGCCUCAUCCUCGACCGCCACGGCCUCGCGCUGCCAUGGAGGCCGCGCUGGGCCCGGCCCCUGAGGCGGCUGCAGGAGGAGGAGCGCGCCGGAGGCUGCCGCGGCCUGCGGGCACCCACACCCAGCCCCAGGCCGGACCACUAGACGUGAGAUGGGGCUGCCUCAAACGCCAACAAAGUAAUCUGGGAGCCACUAGGAGCUGAGCCUUCUACCUCGACGGUGCACCGUAGAGAGCAAAUCAGCCGUCGCAGAGCCCCGACGACACUGUGCAUGCGCCCAUGCCGCGCAGGCGUGCGGAACUUUUAGCAAAAGGCAGCAAGCGGGACUUCUGAUUCCAACAGUUCCUCCUUUGGCCUGUGGCUUAUUCCCCGCCAGUGAUCUAUUUCCCCCAAUAAAGUCUCAAAUCUUGGGGAA
Messenger RNA from Nomascus leucogenys (northern white-cheeked gibbon), 1904 nucleotides. RefSeq names its product netrin 5 (gene NTN5). Gene Ontology annotation, molecular function: protein binding. NCBI's taxonomy places the organism in Eukaryota, Metazoa, Chordata, Mammalia, Primates, Hylobatidae. The record is from RefSeq and is a predicted model, not a curated record.